ACGGGCUGAGACGGAGCCGGGGGAGUGCGUGCGUGUGUGUAUGUAUGUACUGGGGUCGUCCCUUUAGGACUGGUGCUUGCGCUUGUCCCUCGCGCAUGCGCAGCACGGUGCGGAGGACGGCCCCACGCACACCCGUGAGGGGCCCGGCCGCAGCCACGGGCUGGUGGGGCGGAACCGGCGGGGCCCUCCCGGGAGCUCAGCACGGCGGCUGCAGCAGCAGCAGCAGCAGCUGCAGUAACAGCCGCCGCCAGGCGAGCGCUGCCCGUUCGUGUGCGAUGCCCGCCCCGGAUGCUGGGUGUGGGAGGGAAGUUGUAGAAGACGGGUGACCGCACGCGUUUUUUUGGCUUCGAUGCGCCCCCGAUCGCUCCUGCGUUUCAUCUCCAUCUCUGACCUACAGCGUCAGCAGUGCAUGCCGUGCUGCAGCCACCUGACCUGGAGCACUAAUGAAUUUAAAGAAUGGGCCCAUCAAGGACACAGUGCUUUACCCACACAGAGCACUUUGCCAAGGACUUACCUGAUCUUGGUUGGCUAUUUAAUAGAUGGAAGGCAAGAGGACAAUAAGAAGUUGGUAAACGGUUGCCUAUACGUGAAAGACAAUACUGGGAUAAUUCCAUGUGAGCUCCUGCAUUUUGAACUUGAGUGGCUGGAGUCACUGUUCCUCUUCCCGAGUUGGUCAUAUAUACCACAGACAGACCAGACCGCAGCAGGGUAUGUGGAAAUUCUGGUGGAUCCAGUGCCUGUAAAUCUCUCAGAGGAAGUACCCAGCAGCAUUCCAGUCACCUGCCUGGCGUCAGCAGAGCCACUGCUUGCUUCCAGGAUUCCAUGUAAGAAAAGAUCAAAGCUCACUGUGGCAGGUGAAUUGGUCAGACUUGGACCUCUCCUUUGUAUUCACCAAAAGACAUUCUUCUUUCUGUUUCUGAAGUGCUUCACCUCAGCUGUUUGGGUCCCUGUGCUGGUACAGAAGCCCAACCAGCUGGCAUGGCAUCGUAUUCUCCAGUUGGGUCACAGGUACACAAUAACAGCCCUGAGUAUGUCCAGCCUCAAAUCUGGACAAAGGAUACUUGUCACCGAUGUUUCUUCCUGCCUUCUGCCCUACUGUGCAGAGCAGGUGAGGGAGCAGCCACUGGACAGUGCUUGGCAAGGAGAAUCUACUCAGUCUUCUUCCCCUGAGACUGCUGAGCAGCUCAGUGACUCCUUUGAGCUGGGAGUUGAAGAGGAGAAACCAAAAUCAACCAAAGAGUCCAAGAUCAUCUCAUAUGUGGGAACUGUCACCAAAAUACUCAAUGUCCAAGCUGGUCUCUUUUUACUGGAUGACAAAGUCUGCUUGUGCCUUGCUUACCAGCAGAUGUUGAACUCUGCACGUGGACUCCGACCAGGAGCGUGUCUAGAGCUCAUCGAUGUCCACCUCCUGCAGAAGCCUCUGGUAUCCUUCCCUUUCAUUGUACUUGGUGCUUGCCUGAGUAGCACUGUUGUGCUGAAGAGCUUUUCAAGGCUCAGCACCCCCUACCAGCCACCAGCCACUUCAGGAAAUCUCUACCUGCAGCUGCUCUUCCACUACAAUCUUGAUAUGCCACUCUACCUCUGGCUGGUGAGCCUCCUGGAGACAUUUGAGGAGAGGUUUUCUUGUUUCUUUGGGUGCCGUCGACUAGCACUUAGUUCUGCGCACCAAAAACCUGGAACUGCUGAGAAGUUCCUUGUCCCUCUUCUGCAAGCUGUGAUGCCGUAUAAAAAAGAAGCAAGAGAUGUUUAUAAUGAAAUCCUGGAAAAAACGCAUCAGUGUCCACUGCAAAAGUAUCUGACCCUGAAUCCCCCAUGCCAGGCCCCAUCUCUGUCUGUAGCUUGCCGUAUGGCAGAACAGAAGAGCUGGGAAGGCUUCAGUCCAUCACAGCUGCUCUCCCCGUUGGAGGCACAGCACAUGGGCACCCAGGAGCUGAAUCGCAGACUGGCCUGGUCCUACUGCACGCUCUCAGCAGGAAGUUUCCAGCCCCGCCUGAUACUGCUGGGUGUGCUGAGAGUCUCCUCAAGGAGCGGUUCCCUCCAGCUGCAGGACAAGAGCAGCACUCUUCCUUGCGUGAUAUCCCAUAAGGAUGGUAGCCCCUUUGCCAAUACAGCUCUCGUAGGAUCGCUCUUGCAGGUGGAAAAUUACCAGCUUGUAGUGGAGAGAUUCCUUCAGAGUGAUUUUCCUUCCUGGGAGCACCUGGCAAAUCUGCAGCAUGUGAGGGAGAAAAAAAACAGUGUCUAUGUGCAGUUCUACUUUGAGGAUGUUCAGGUUCUCCAUGCUGCCAAAGGACAAAUCCAGAAAGGCCUUAGGAGUGGAAACAGCUCUUCCUUGAGGAUGAAGGAUGAUGGCAGCUUAACAUCUGAGCUGGAAACCCCAAAGGCAAAAAUGCUGAAAUUGGAGGAUCCCAAGCCAGAUACUCACAGAGAGGAGAACUGUCAGGGGGGCCAGAGCAGCACUGAAAAGACCAGCUGUGUAGCUCGCCUAUUCUUGGUUACCCAGAAAGAGGGUCUUAUGUUACGCAAUUACCAACUACGCAGAGAAGAAGAUGGAGAAGGACGGGAGCUGCAGUGCAGUUUUCAAUCCACAGUGCUGUGGCUGGGCAGACCUCGGCUCUGGAGCCACCCCAGAGAAAUCGGGAAUCUAUCAGAGCUGGAGGAGACUGACUGUGAUGGAGAAGAGAGCCUGACACAGCAAGAAGUAAGGCAGGAGGUACUACUGCUCUUUAUGGGGAAAUCUCUACGAUGGUUUCCAUUUCUGCACCUGGAUGGACUGUAUCACUUCAUUGUGCCCUGCUGCUCGGACUUGGAAGUGUUUGACAAGCUCUGUUUUCCACCUGUGCCAUCAAAGUUCCUGAGCAAGUCAUCCUGCCCGCUGUGCCUGCCUGUCCAAGAUACCUGGCACCUACAGCACGAGACAUGGAUCUCCUGUCUGACUGAGCGCCAGCUGGCAGCCAGGUCAGUGCUGACAGGCAUGGACCAGAGAAUUUCCUCCAUUCCAGAAGUACUUAGCAACAGUUUCACAGGUUCCCUUGUUUCUUUCUCUGGUGAGAUAGUGGAGAGGACCUUGUGUGCCUCUCCCAAGAAUGAGAAGCCCUCUGUGACUGUUGGCCUUCAAAAGCAGAAAGGGAGUCUGCUAGCCCGAGAUCACAGCCUGAAGCUCAGCGUCUCAGUUGCUCCAGACUCGCCCGCUGUGAUGGACAUUUACAUUGCUGCCUCCUAUCUGCAGCAUCUCCGGGGUUUGCUACCUGGAGCCAAGAUCCUCUUCCAGAAAUUGGAACGCAAAAUCUCAAGAUUCCAUAAUGUUUAUUGCACAUAUAUUGCCUCCAGCUGCGUGAGCAUCAUAUCUCUGCCAGCUUCUCACCUACCUUUUCCUUCCAGUCCUGCAGGAGAAGCCUCAUCCCCCUCACUAGUGUUUCUAUCCAGCCUGCAACCUCACCUGCAAAACCCGCCCCAGGGACGGAUUUUAUGCCACUUGUCCUGUGUACAGACUCUGUCCUUGCAAUGGGUUUGCUCACUUUGCAACAGCAUCUUCAAAGAGGGGAGGUGUACACGACACAGUCCACCAUGUCCAUCACACACAGGAGUGAGGCAAGCCAGUGCACGGGUGCUGGUGGAGGAUGGAACGGGUGAAGCUUUGGUCCUGUGCAGGAACCAGCAUGUGGCAGCAGUGCUGGGCCUGAGCCUUCUCGAGUGGGAAGCUCUGCAGAACUGUGUGCAGAGCAGGGGCAGAGUGUCCGUUCAGCAUGGGGAAGCUACUGGCACAGGGUGUGUAGAGGAACCCGAAGAUCUCAUUGCUUGCUACCUAAGGAGCUUGUGCAGGAGUCCUCUCAUCUGUCGUCCUAUCCUACUGGAUUUCAGCCUAAACAGGAAGCCUUCCAAGAUCCUGCAGCCUGCUCCAUUGCAGCUGAGAAAUUUUCGCUGUGGUGAGAUGGAGUUUGUGUCGCAAGUGGGACCUCGGCUGAGCCUGCUGUGCCUGAAUGUGGAGGAAGUGGCACAAGACACCUUAAGAUACCUGAACAGUGAGAGGAUUAGGAGGAUAUCUAGUCACUGCCAAGUGGGAGCCACUGUUUAACAUCUCUCCCAGUGGGAGAGGAAUUAUGGAAAUACUUACUGGGCUUGGGAGCUUUUUUUGAUCUCCUUUCCAGUGGGAGGACAGGCCUGUGAGCACAGGGUGAAGAGUGCAGUCAAGAAGCUGCUGUGACUUGUGGAAUUCCUGAAUGAAUGGGCAUUCAAACCAUUGCCACCAGCAGUACUGGGCUACAUUUUGGAAGAGAGAUGUUCAAUACUUCCUACGUGAUAACGGUUGCUUUGGGCCUAGGGCAUACAUGUGUGCAAUAUAUGUGGUGUUAUCUACUAAAUAAAACUAUUAAAAUACUGUUUAAAUAA
Molecule: messenger RNA, 4386 nt
Organism: Tyto alba (common barn owl)
Lineage: Eukaryota; Metazoa; Chordata; Aves; Strigiformes; Tytonidae
Gene: CTC1
Product: CST telomere replication complex component 1
Exons: 23
Coding region: 350-4072 (1240 amino acids)
Biological process (GO): positive regulation of DNA replication; telomere maintenance via telomere lengthening
Cellular component (GO): CST complex
Molecular function (GO): single-stranded DNA binding; telomeric repeat DNA binding
Source: RefSeq, a predicted model, not a curated record